GGGUGGCUCCUGCUACCUUCGCUUCCCCGGCGAGAGGUUUCCCGGGGAGCUCGCGUGUCGGCGGCUUGGCAAAGCUCUACAGCCAUGGUGGAGACACCGGUGCGAAUCCUGCAUCCGUGUCGCGAAGGUGAUGUGUUUCCUCUGAUUUGCUCCAGCGCACAUCGUGCAUGGUGUCAAAUAUUCAAUGUAUCUGCACUGCAGCCAUCCUUCUUUGUUUAUUCUGGCCCCAGUGAAGCAAAGUUGAAAGUUUCUCCAACUACAGGAAGCAAAUACAGCUUAUUGGUUGGUGCAGCCCUAGCCAUAAGCUCCAGUAUCUUCAUUGGUUCCAGUUUUAUCCUGAAAAAAAAGGGCCUUUUGCGAUUAGCUGGAAAAGGAGCCCUUAGAGCUGGACAGGGUGGAUAUUUGUAUUUGAAGGAAUGGUUAUGGUGGGCAGGGCUGCUGUCAAUGGGAAUAGGAGAAGCAGCAAACUUUGCUGCGUAUGCCUUUGCACCUGCAACUUUGGUAACCCCAAUGGGUGCACUGAGUGUUCUUGUAAGUGCAAUAUUAUCUUCCAGUCUGUUGGAUGAGAAGCUCAACAUUCAUGGGAAAAUGGGCUGUAUACUAUGCAUCUUGGGGGCCAUUGGAAUAUUAAUCCAUGUUCCUAAUGAGGAGGAAGUUGUGUCGUUGGACGAAUUGGAACCAAAGCUGAAAGAUCCAGUGUUCAUUACGUUUGCCGUCUUUAUAAUUGUGAUCUCACUAGUGCUCAUUUGCUUUGUUGCACCCAAGUUUGGUCAAACAAAUAUUCUGGUCUACAUCUCCAUUUGUUCCCUGAUUGGUGCAUUCUCCGUCUCCUCUGUCAAGGGCCUUGGCAUUGCAAUUAAAGACCUGUGGCACCACAAGCCUGUCUUCCGGUCGCCACUGAUAUAUAUUUUGGGGGCGGUUUUGGUGUUAUCUGUCAGCACACAGAUUAACUACCUCAACAAAUCGUUGGAUGUGUUUAAUACAUCUCUGGUGACGCCCGUAUAUUACGUGUUCUUCACAACCACCGUCUUGAUCUGCUCCAUCAUCCUUUUCAAAGAAUGGAAUAGCAUGGCGCUAGGCGAUAUUGUUGGGACCUUGAGUGGAUUCGUCACUAUCAUUAUAGGCAUUUUCUUUCUUCAAGCUUUCAAAAACAUAAGCAUCACCUGGAAUCAGUUGACAUCUACCACUAAAAAAGAUCCAAUGUUGCCUCUCUGCCAUUAUGAUGUCCAUCAUACUUUAUUGGAAGGCACCGAGACAGGUGAUGAGGACAAUCUGCUGUUCAGCCAAGGAAGUGAGCAGGAGGAUGGCCACCAUUCAUGAGGCUGUAGCUCCCAGUCAGCCAAUUGGAGAAAAUAAGGUCUAGGGAACUCAGCACCUUCCUCCUCUCUUCCUACAAAUGGCAGCACAGGUGCAACUGGAGGAAUGGAGAACAGUCACAGAAAAGGAAGUGUUGUGAAGAGUUUCCAUAUUCUCCUUCCAAACUUUUGGCAGCACAUGAACUUCACUGAUAUACUGGGUGCUGUUAAAGGGUUUCUUGAGCUAAAUAACACUGUAUAUAAAGCAUAUUGCCAUAUGUAGCACUUUAUGGUUUUCCUGUUUGAAAUGAGUGCUUUUACAGUUGUCCUGGAGGGUGUGGCUGGGGCUGGGGGGGGGGGGGAUCAUGAGCUUCCCAAAAUCUUCAUUACUGAAUGCUGUGAGGAUUUUCAGAUAGUAGUUGUCUUGAAGGGGAAAAACAGUCUGGUUGUAAAUUCUAGCAAAGCACUGUAUAUUCUCCUGAAAAGAGGAUCUGUCAUCGAUCAGGUGGCACUGAAUUUCAUAAAUAUAUUCUAAUUCUUAUUACAUGCAUAUUUUAACUUGAUUUUGUAAAUCUUAAAUUUAUUUUCUCAUAGACUCCUGUCUGAUAACAAAUCCCUGGGCCACAGAUCUACGUCACUAGGUGUCUUAUCAAGAGUUUCAGGAAUAUAAUUUGAAACAUUUCUUCUAUGAGAAUGCACCUUAAUAUACUUAAUUGGACUGUUUCAGGUUGACCAAGAUUUGCUAUAGUACUCUGCAAUUCGAUUUCUAAAAGAAUUUCCUCUUGUCCAUCAGAGCUAGAUGGAAACUGAAAUUUGGAUACAUAUUUUUAUCACAUAUUUGGCUAUGGGGGCAGAAUGUUAGAGAAGAGCUCAAGAUACUUGGCUGCAUGGAUGAGUCUACAGGUAGGGUCACCAAGUCCUCUAACAUACCUUUUAAAAUACCUGAAUUAAUUUGGAGGAUGGUUUUCAUGUGGGUUUGGCUGCAUGUUAUAGGAAUGAGUUAUUACAUGGCUUCUCAGGCUAGAUGAAAAAAUAAUGUUCUGAUGUUCUCCCACCCAUGACAAUAUGUACGGUUUACAUGGACUUUUAUUUGAAUGCUUCACAGUACAGGCAGCCUCUGCAUUGUUGUCUUGGUCACCUCCUUCACCAUUGUGUGAAUCAAAAAGUAACUGUAGUCAUCUAACAUCAGUUCUUAAAAGUUUAGCCUUAAAAUUGUGUUGUGCUAGUAAGCACCUACAGCACCUACAAUCUUAGCUAAUCAAUUCUAAAUUCUGAAAAUAAAAUGAGAACGAAGGAAAAAAGAUCACUUUAAGCUUCAACAGAUCAGAAGAGUACUGAAGUUACACUUGCAUUACAUGAAUGAAAUCAGUAUAGACUUUGAAAUGUAAUUGCUUUAGAGAGCAAAGUCUGGCCGCAGUAGCUUUAUAUGUUUGUUUUCGGUACCCGGUCUCCUAGGAACUGUUUGGGGAACAGCCGCACUAAGACAAGCCUUCUGGUUUCACUGGCAUUCUCCAUACUGAACUAUCUAGAGGCAUACAGAAGAGCUACUGUGUGUAUCUUACUGUUAACACCAGUGGCUCCAAUCCGGUACAUUAGCCUCUUCUUUUUUUGUAUGAUGUAAAUAGACUUGCCAGCCAGAUUCAAUGCAUUUCUUUCUUAUUAAUGCCAGUUCUGGUGAGAAAUCAUGCAAUUUCAGACAAUAUUGGUGGAAUGAUUGAUUAUUCUAAAUAGGCCUAAAAGAAAAAUGCCCAGUGACUUUGUGGGAACACCUGUGCCUAGAGGCUUACUCAUUCUGGGCCCUUCAUCUCCCCAUAUGAUUCAAGGGAAGGGGUGUUGGGAAUGCUUGUUACGUAGAAGAUGACCUGGUUCAGCCACCAAAUUAUCAUAAGACACAAAUAAUUGUUCACAGGCCUCCAACCCAGGCUUCCCUAAUCUAGAAUUUGAGAGUGUUAUUUUUCCCAGAUUGCUUUGAUGUGUAGUUGUAUGGUAAUUUGAAAUUUUCUUGUUUUGAUUAAAGGUGAGUUGGGGUUUUUUGGGGGGAGUAACUUUGUGACAGGGAGUUCCCCAUAUAGCCCUUAUGAGCUGUUUGUUUAUGAUGGCUUUUCCUUCCCUUUAACAGUGUUUUAGUGGAAGAAAGACCAAAAGCCAGACUCCCUGGAAUGUGGCUUAUUUAUUUCAAAGACUAAUCUUAAAUUCAUGUUCUUUUGUUCUGAGAAGCAGCAACUACCUUGAAAUAUAGUUUAGCUGGGUCUACACUUUGGAGUAUAUUAAUUUUUCAAGGCAGAUUUGUGACACUUCUGUUGUAUUUUUUAAAUGUAAGGCGCUAAUAACACAGGAAAUUCACAUUAGUAGAAUACAGCUAGCACCCAGCUGAACAUUUUUUAGCGCGCCCCCCCCCCCCAUUGCUAUGUUUUCAUACUCUAUCAGGAAGUACAUGUACAGGUGAGCUGAACUUUUAACUUUUAAGUGAGAAUUUGGGUAUAAUCUAGUUGUUGCCUGCUGAAAUAGUUGGUAGUAUGCAAAAUGAAGAUGCGUGAUUUAUGGUUAUAUUCAGAAACUGGCAUUUUAUUCUCAUUUAAGAGUUGCAAUACAACUUGUGCAUAACACCUUUUAUAUGGCACUUUAUGUGUGUAUGAUGUUUUUGUAUUUACUUACUACAUUGUAAUGAUUGACCAAAUACCCACUAGGCCAAUGGAAAUAACUUUUUGUACUGGUAUUGUAUAUCAAUGUUAGACAUUUCAGCAUGUUUAAAAACAAAAUUGGAUUCCUUGGGAAAGAGCUGUUUUGCCAUUUGCUUUAUUUGUCUGGCAUUGACAUUCACAGUGAAGUAAGUCCAGAGAAGCAUUUUGUGGUGCAAUCCAAUGCAGAGUUACUCCAGUUUACACCCAUGGAAAUCAAGAGGAGUAGACUGGAGUUACUCUACAUAGGAAAGUAUUCUUAGUUCUUGUCAGUCAGGAGAACUUUUUGCAUCAUUCAGAAAACACAGAGCAUUAAACAUUUCUGUACAAAUAUGUGUCUUAAGCUAUUUAAUUUGAAUAAGAUUGGGUUUUUAAUGUUUUACUCUGAUGAACGAUUUUGAAGGUUUAUUAUAAUUAUGUUGGACAUGGAAUAAAGUAUAGUUUUGUGUA
This is a messenger RNA of Sphaerodactylus townsendi, 4423 nucleotides long. RefSeq names its product NIPA like domain containing 1 (gene NIPAL1). The transcript has 6 exons. Gene Ontology annotation, cellular component: membrane. Gene Ontology annotation, molecular function: magnesium ion transmembrane transporter activity. NCBI's taxonomy places the organism in Eukaryota, Metazoa, Chordata, Lepidosauria, Squamata, Sphaerodactylidae. The coding region runs from base 85 to 1320 and encodes 411 amino acids. The record is from RefSeq and is a predicted model, not a curated record. Gene Ontology annotation, biological process: magnesium ion transport.